AUGCCGGAAUCAUCGAGGGGCACCUACCGACGAGGCGACUUCUUCAACGCGCCCCGGGGCCAACGACGAGGCGGCCGAGGCAAACGAAACGAGGCCGAUGAGCUGAGCCAAAGCCUUAGCGGCUUACAGAUCCUCACCCGAGCGCCGAGAGAUCGAACCGACGCCCCAGCUGAACCGUCACCAAACUCUGACACAACUCAAUUUCCACCAUUAUUACUUCGACCAAACCGCCCAGCCACUCCGGUCAAUGAACCGGCUCCACCUGUCCAAAUCCUAAAGAAUGCGGCGUCAGCUGCGACGGCCAGCACAAAAAUUCCCAUCACGUCGAAUACGAUGGCGGACGGCGUGAAGCUGAUCGGCGACAAUUUGUCGUUUUUCGAGCUUGUCAACGAGUAUCUCUCCGACACGAGCACGUCCUACACUGUCGUCAGCUGCAUCGGGCCUCAGGGAACGGGAAAGUCGACCUUGUUGAGCAUGUUGGGCGGUAACAAUUCGCAGGAUAUGUACAGAGAAUACAUCUUUCGGCCGGGUUCUCGGGAAGCCGUUGAAGGGUCGCGUCAUCAGACUAGCGGGCUGCAAAUCUAUGUUACAAGGACCCGGAUGAUAUACAUUGAUUGUCAGGCGAUUAAUAGUGGCUCUAUUUUGGAUGAGAGCAUCCGCAUUUCCAAGGGAGCUAAAAUCGAUUCAAGGCUGGAAGUUUCAAGAAAUAUGGAGUCACUUCAAUUCCUCUCCUUCUUGAUGCACGUCAGCCACGUGGUGCUGCUCAGCGUCGACUGGUUCAUCGACUUGGAGCUGUUGCGCGCGAUUAAACUGGCCGAGUCGCUGCGUGCAAAUAUGGCUUUUGUAGCUGCACAAUGCGGCGUGCCCGGGCUGAGCAUGACGCGCCAAGUGAAUCUCGUUGUGGUGCACGCUCGAGCAAAAGAUGCGGAUUUUUCGAGAGGAGAACGGCAGCGGCGUGUCCGGUUGCUUCGAGCCUGCUUUGCCGAUUCGACACGAAUCAAGGUUCCCACUGACGAUAACGCUGCCUACAUUUGCACUGCAGACAUCAAGCCAAGACGUGACGAUCAUAAAAAUGUACAACUGGACGAAUACGAAGAUGGCUGUCUGACCGAGGACUUCGAUGACACGAUCAAGAAACUACGAGUCCAGCUUGCCGCGUACUGCCGCGACAGCUUCACCAGCGACAAGUCGAAGAUGACAGAAAAACAAUGGUUACGCAUGGCUCGAGCCGUAUGGGCGGACAACGCUUUCAACGCGGCAGCUUCGAAGCUCAGUUCUCUUUAU
Molecule: messenger RNA, 1284 nt
Organism: Mesorhabditis spiculigera
Lineage: Eukaryota; Metazoa; Nematoda; Chromadorea; Rhabditida; Rhabditidae
Source: the annotation of a GenBank genome assembly